Molecule: messenger RNA, 726 nt
Organism: Cajanus cajan (pigeon pea)
Lineage: Eukaryota; Viridiplantae; Streptophyta; Magnoliopsida; Fabales; Fabaceae
Source: RefSeq, a predicted model, not a curated record
UGGAACGAAGAUAAAAAUUUAUAAUUUGUAUGUAGAGUCCCUUAGCACUUAGCAAGGUUCUUAAGCUGUUCUGAGAGUGAUCUUACAUGCCAUUGCCAUGGGCGCCACCACCUGCAGCGCCUUCUUCACCCUCCGAUCGCCAAGCUCCGUCGAGUCCAGCCUCCGCCACCACUCCUCUUCCGGUUGCGGAAAGUUCGAUGGGGUGGCAAAGUGGUUCAUCAACGGCGUCACCAUGGCUUUCUUCGCCUCCCUAAACCGCUGCUAUUGCAUUCGCAUCACCACCGAGGAAGACGCCGAAGACGCCAACGACUUGCCCUUGAUGCUCAACGACGCCAACCUCCACCCUCACGCCGCCUCCGCCUCCGCCGCCGCCAGGAGGAGGACGGCUAAAGGGAGCAAGACCCAAGCUGUUCUUCUCGAAUGAACCAAAUACGUACGUGCGCCCUUCAACAAAUCAUUAUAUCAUAUCAUAUCAAAUCAUAUCUCUUAAUUUUCUGUCUCUCUUGGUAAGUCAAAUUCUGCGUUUCUCAUCUUAUGUUUUCCAGAUAUAUAUGAUGAAAUCAAACAACCAUCUUCCUUGCCUUUCAUAUAUACACGAUCAAAAAAUAAAUGAGGAUAAGCUUCAUUUCCCUACGUUCAAUUCUAUGUAUGUUGUUUCUCAAUUUGGCACCAACAGUGUGAAUACAAUUACCGGAGAAGUGCAAACACUUAAUUUAGUGUUUAAAA